Messenger RNA from Parnassius apollo (apollo), 2361 nucleotides. Lineage: Eukaryota; Metazoa; Arthropoda; Insecta; Lepidoptera; Papilionidae. The record is from the annotation of a GenBank genome assembly.
AUGGACAAAGAAUUAGAGGAAAUCACCAAAGGUGUAAAGAACACAAACUCACAAAAAAGUGUAACCACUUCCAAUGUGUACUCAACUGACUUCACAGAUUAUAGUUCAGACAAAAAUAAUUCUUCCGGUAAGGCAACGUACGUUAUAGACUGGGAUGAAAGUGAUGAUAGCGAGCAGUCAUGCCAAAUAGAUCAUGAACAAAGAGUGUUUAAUUUAACAGAUGAAAUAAGUAAAUAUGUGCCAGAAAAUAAAGAAAUCAAAACUGUACAGUGUUUCACAGAUCAUCAAGUGUCUAAUGUAGCAUCUAAAAUUUCCCAAAACAGAACAUUUGUAGCCCAAGAAACGUACACGCAAACAAGUAAAACAAUUAUUGAAUUGGCAAAAUCAGAUGGGUAUGUUGUGAAAUCGGCCGACCUUAAAACUUUACAAACACAAACUUCUUGCAUCUCUAUAAUUGAAAGUCAAAGAGUGGAAUACAAUUUUUAUAAUGAAAUAUGUAGCUCCAACUCAGUUCAAAACAACUACAAUAAUAAUUGGUACGAAAUUGAUGAAAAUGAAGUAACAAGUCGAAUUUUAAGUAACAGUCUAGAAGACAGGUCUUCUAAAUUGCAAGACAACAGAGCGGAAUCAGAAGACGACGAAGAAAAAGUAGUUGAAAGUUACAGACGUGAAACUACUAAAGAGGAAUUUCUGAAUAAACUUUUAGAUGAAAAUCGAUUAGAAGCGUCAAGAUCAAUUGAAGACACUUGUGAUAUAUCGCUUUCUUCUAAUUCAGAUAUAGAAGAAGACUCAUUAAUGGAAUCUAAUUGUAAUAAUAUAAUCGAUAAAAAUAAUUUUAGUAGCAAAAACAGCGAUAUUAGUUGCACACCAAAGUCUAUUGAUAAUGAGGUUAAGGAUUUAUAUAACAAAGUAUCUAAUUGUUUAGGAGUAAUUCAAGUAAAUCAAAAUAUCGAACCUCGACUCGACUCUCAAUGGGUUGGUGUACUUACACCGUUAACAGAAGAAUCUACAACUAAAAAGGAUAGUUUUAUUGAUAUGACUCCAUGCCUUGGAAUACUAACUGAAACUAAUAGCAAAGAGGUUAAUGAAGGUGUUUUAUUUACACAAAAUACAGGACUUAAAAUCAAACUGAUGCCAGUCGAAAAAAACAAUGAUACAUUGAACGAACCUUUCAAAUUACCACCAAUUCAAGAUACUAAGUCGUAUCAAAAUAGCUUGAAUUUUUUGUUAUCUGCCCGUUGUGAAAAUAAAGGGAAUAGUACUAAUUUUAAUAACAGUUCCGUAGGUAGAUGGGAAUUCAGAGCCAAGAAUUUAGCAGCGGGAGAAAGUCAAUAUAUAAAUGAACCAAAACCAAAGUCGCGACUGCCAAAUGAAAUAUUCCAUCUGCCGCCGAUUCACACGGGAGUUAUACAAAACAUAUACACCAACUACAGCGAUUAUAACUCGUCUUCGAAUACUUCGAAAUUAAACUUAUCCACGGCGGAAACGCCAUGUGAAUCGAUCAACAUCCACGACAAGAUUAGAGAGCUGAAGAUGACGGACAGGAGAGCAAAGAAUGUAAUAGUGAGAAAAGAGAUUAGAAGCAUUUCACCUACAAGUGUAUCGUCUCCAGAAGGCAGCAAGUCUUGUGACGUAACUCAGAAAGCGUGUGAAGCCCUUUGCACUGAACUAUUGAGAAAAUUAAAAUCCACAUCAUGGUGCGAAGUAGUAGACACAUUAGAGGAAAUUCCAAAAGUGAUGGAUAAAUUCUGGAAUGUUAUCACAGAGCUUCGAAUAGCUGAUCUUCUAAGACAAGUCACUGUGCACGUGGACUCUCCGCGCUCACAAGUAUCCCGCACUGCUUGUUUUACGCUCGCGACCAUCUUGAAAAACACUAACUAUACGAGAAAACCGGAUUUCUACGAGGCAGUGACAGCGCUGUUGGUAAAGACCGGCAGUUUUAGCCGGCCGGUUCGACGCGCCGCCAACAUGGCGCUCGACGAUAUAGUCUGCGGCGUCGACUUCACGCAAGCCGUCACUGCUCUGUGUGUGCACGGUGUUGGACACAAAAGCGCGGUGGUGCGGUGCGCGUCGGCGCGGCUGCUGGUGGUGUGUUGCGCGGUAUCGGGCGGAGGGCGCGGGUUGCUGCGUGCGCGCCCGCUGUCCGCAGCAGCCGCACGCCGCCUCGCACUGCGCGCACUCGCAUGCCUGCUCGAGGACAGAGCCUCCGACGCCAGGAAAUAUGCGGAGCGUUUGUACAUAAUGCUACGACCACUCGCCAACUUCGAGGCUUACUUCCUCACCGACGUGGACGUGGAAGUUGCUUCCAGGCAAAUGAAGAAAUUCGACCAACUUCUGAAUCUUUCGAGUAAAGAUAGAUGA